GCAGGGCGGAGUUGUGGCGAGCGGCGCGGCGGUGGCGCCGGCCCCUGGCCCUGACUCCGGCGGCGGCGGGGAGGAGCGGGCGCUGCCGCCCUGCAAGGCUUCCCGGCUGCGCCCUUUGCCCCGCUGCGGGGGAAACCGGGCGGCCGGGGAGAGAGAGCGGCGCACGCCGAGCUCGGGARGCGGCUACGGGGAGCGGAGCCCUGUCCCGGCUGCCGCGGGAGGCCGGAGGGAGGCGGGAGCCCAACGAGGAAAGCGAGGAUAAAUGGGUGUGUACGACUUUUCUCCCGAUCUAAAGCGGUUCCAUGUCUUGUUUGGACUGCUCCUGUAUUCUGCGUACACCMGUUGAAUCAAUCAGACCAGAAGAGCUAUCUCAAAGCAGCAUCAAUGAAUGCCUGGCUGAUUCUGAUCUAGCCUGGAUUCCUCCAUCUGCAGGAAGGAAUGAAAUGGUAUUUUGCUCUUCUAAUGUCUCUCAUUAUGAACUCCAGCUGGAAAUAGGGAGGAGGUUCAACAACUUAACAUCAGUCUACCUUGCACGGCACACACCUACGGACAUGCAAGUUGCUGUAAGGAUCACAGACCUAGAAAACUGCUCUGAAGAGCACUUGAAAGCCUUACAGAAUGAGGUGGUUUUAUCACACUUUUUCCAGCAUCCCAACAUAAUGACAUUUUGGACAGUGUUUACAGCUGGAAGCUGGCUUUGGGUCAUCUCCCCAUUCAUGGCCUAUGGUUCAGCUAGGCACCUGCUGAAGACUUACUUUCCUGAAGGAAUGAGUGAAGCUUUGAUAGGGAACAUUCUGUUUGGCGCAAUCAGAGGAUUAAAUUACAUGCACCAGAAUGGAUAUAUUCACAGGAAUAUUAAAGCUAGCCACAUUCUGAUUUCAGAGGAUGGGCUGGUUUCUCUCUCUGGCCUAAGCAACCUCUACAGUUUAGUUAACAAUGGACAGAAGUCAAAGGUGGUAUAUGAUUUCCCCCAGUUUAGUACAUCCGUGCUUCCUUGGCUGAGUCCUGAACUACUGAGACAGGAUCUGUCUGGCUAUAACAUGAAGUCUGACAUUUACAGUGUGGGAAUUACAGCAUGUGAAUUAGCCAAUGGACAUGUUCCAUUUCAAGAUAUGCCUCGCACUCAGAUGCUGUUGCAAAAGCUGAAAGGUCCCACAUACUGUCCUUGGGAUAUAAAUACCUUUCCCCGGGGGGAAUCCAGGAUGAAGAAUUCCCGGUCAGGUGUUGAUUCUGGAAUUGGUGAGAGCAUGACACGAACAAUGACCAGUGAAAGACUACCAAUGCCCUUUUCCAAAACAUUUUCRCCUGCUUUCCUCAACUUGGUAGAACUUUGCUUGCAACAGGACCCUGAGAAAAGGCCAUCAGCAAGCAGUUUGCUUUCGCAUACGUUCUUCAAACAGAUAAAAGAACAAACACAGAAUUCACUACUGUCUCUAUUACCACCUCCUAUUCAAAAUAACAGAUCAGAGUUUUUGGCACUGCCCUCAGCAGCAGUUGAGACUGAACUUGGACGUAUUGCUACAAAUCAAGAUGAUACAGACUGGGAAUUCUGAAUAAAUACCAAACAGUGAUACCUCUCAAAUGUUUCAUAGAAGGAAAAUGUGAUUUAUAUUUGCUGCUUUUAUAUGGUUAAAAUACAGUUAGACCAAGUAUACUUGAAAUGCCAUGAAAUGGCUCUAUUUCAUUAACUUCCUCUUGGCAUCACAAAAUGCAGCAUGCCUCACUCUCAGACUGCAAGGAAAACUGUGUAUAAAGAAUGCCUGAGUGCUUGCUUCUCUCUUUCAAAGUCUUUCUGAACAAGAGAGUCCCUGCUGUAAUCUUAUUCUGUACUGUAUUAUCAGCUCAUAUUACUGCAGUCCACAUACCUUUCUGAAUUCAGGCCAGGGAUUUGUCUGUGAUCUUGCUUAAACAUCUAUUUGUCUUUUCAUUAUGACCCAAAUCAUUUUAGUAAGGAGAAAUCCUCCAUUUCCAAGUUGAAAUGUGAAAUUACAUAAAUUAGUUGCUUAUGUAAAUAAAUGUUUCUCUCUCAAAAGACAUUUUGCUCACUUCACAUGCUGUCAUAUUUGCCAAAAGUUAGUUAUGCAUAAUUUUUCAUGUGGUUUUAAUACUGCAUGUUUCCCAAAGAGGUUAAGCUGCUUGGAAGGCUCAUGUUCUUGCAUYUGUCUACAUUCUUAGUACAAAUCUGGGCUUUUGCACCUCUGUUUAUUGUUAUGUCAUUUUAGCAGUUAAUCUGAGGACUUCUUACUAUGCAGAAUAAGUCUCAAGUUUUAGCAGGUACAGGUUAAUUUUGAGGAGUCACAUUAAAUAAUCUAAAGUUACUGUACAUAUUUUUAUUUAUACUGUAUUCUUGUUCACCACCUGAAUUUACCAGAACCUAAAACUGUUUUCUCAGAAGAAAAGGCAACAUGCUUUAAGCUUCAGUGGCAUUGUUGCUUGCAAACAAGCCUCUUCUGCAAGACAGAUUUAAAUUCCCAGGGAUAGACUCAGCAGAAACCAACAACCCCCUAGGAUCCAAGUGAAUUUUUAUCAGCAUUUCAUCUGAGUUUUCAUCUGUUCUAAGUCAGAUGAAAAGCUUUCUUCUCCCUACAGUUCAGUAAGUUCUUUYUUCUCAUACUGUACCAGGGAACUCAAACUGAACAAAAGCAGCUUUCUUUUUUAAAACUGGGAUAUUCUCAUCGUGUUGUAGCAAAAGCUGUGUCUCAAAGCCACUAAUACUUUACUGAUGGAAGAAUGACUGUGGUAAAAAAGUAUAUAUAGAUAUUUAAUGGAUAUAUUUUAAAUUCUCAGCAUAAACAGCAUUCCAUGUAAGUCUUUAAGUCUUCCAUAGCUGAGCAGCCUAUAGCCAACCUUGASAGUACCACUGUAUUGACAGCAGCUUUGCCACAAGAUCUUGAAGACCAAAUGACUGAAAUACAAGCCUGAGAGACAUAAAAUUCUAAAUGACCACAUAAAAAUGAUUCUACUCACUAUGCUGUGAAGAGAUCUCUGUACUUCUAACAUGUAAAACUUAAGAUGAAAAMCUUGUCAAUAAACUUACCCUAUCUGCCUCCAUUUAUAUCUGUAAUUCUUGGACUUCUGUUUUCACCGUAGUCCAGCCAUACAAACAGCUUCUUGUUACUGCAGGAAAAAAAUCAUAUUUUUGUCAAUUAUUAGGUAAGAAAAUAGUUAACUAAACUAGAAAACKAUUCUGAUUUUAAAAAUAUUAGUAACUUUAUUGUGUACUCUGGGAGAAGAUACUAUUUUCAUGUGGACCCCAUGUGUUUAAUUCUUAACCAUUACAAAUUUGGAGUGUUUGCAAAUCAAAUAUAUUAGAUAGCAUCUACAAGUAAAUUUUGACUAACAGUACAUGUAAAAACCAAGUCAAGUGAAAACACAUAUGAAGUUCUACAUAUUUUAGUUACAGACCUGUGAAUAAAUAUUAGUACUACGAAAAACUAUAGAAAACUUCAGGCAGCUGAACUGCUGGUGUUUUYAAACUUCUCUUGCAACAAGUGCUGUAGGCUCUAAAGACAAACUUGUAUACUACUGAUAAUGUCAGUACAAAGUCAUUCAAACCACCUUGUGUUCCAGUGGAGUUACUUUGCUGCUCUCUCUUUCUGGGAAAAAAAAAAACAAACAAAAAAACCUGACUUCUAAACACUGUUCCAAU
This is a messenger RNA of Malurus melanocephalus (red-backed fairy wren), 3649 nucleotides long. RefSeq names its product STE20 related adaptor beta (gene STRADB). The record is from RefSeq and is a predicted model, not a curated record. The coding region runs from base 303 to 1553 and encodes 416 amino acids. The transcript is spliced from 12 exons. Gene Ontology annotation, biological process: protein phosphorylation. Gene Ontology annotation, molecular function: protein kinase activity; protein serine/threonine kinase activator activity; ATP binding. NCBI's taxonomy places the organism in Eukaryota, Metazoa, Chordata, Aves, Passeriformes, Maluridae.